UUGGUAUAAAAAAUUAUUAAAUAUUAAAAUAAUCUUGUGAUAAUAUUGAAAAAUCAAUCGAUGGCAUCAAGAUGGUUUGGAAAAAUAGCAAUAUUAUCAGUGUUAUUGUUGAUUGAUCCAGUGUUUAUCAACAUGAUUUGUCAUGAGACAAAAUUACCACGUGAUUGUGAAUCAUUAUGUAGUAAAGAUCAAUGGGGAUUUGUUUCAUGUGAACUUCGAGCAGCUGUUUUACUUCCAAAUGACACGAGAUUUGAUAUAUCAUUACAACAUGUUCUUCCAGUUCUUGAGUUAGCACUAACUAAAGUAAGAGCACAAAAAUUACUUCCAAAUUGGCUGGAAAUUAAAUUUUUACCAAAAGAUGAUCACUGUGAUGCAACAUAUGCACAAAUUGCUGCAAUUGAUAGUUACGCUGAUUGUGUACAUUUAUUUCUUGGACCAGCAUGUGAAUAUUGUGUUGCAAACGUCGGCAGAGUUGUCAAGUUUUUAGGAGCUCCAUUAAUUACAACUGGUGGUUUUACCUAUGAUUUUACUGAAAAAAAAACUGAAUGUUCUGAUGAAUAUUUUAUGACAACGAGAAUUGGAAGUUUAUCAUUUAGAGAUAUCAGUAGUUUUUUUCUCUCAAUCAUGGAUAAAUAUCAAUGGAAAAAAGUACAUUUAAUUUAUGCACCAAAUGGACAGCCAAAUUUUGCUGGUAGACAUACUUGUCAAUUGAUGAUGAAAUCAAUGGCACAAGCAAUAAAAAAUCAUGAAAAUAUAAGCUUUGGAAAUUUUGAUGUUGAAGCAUUGACAUUGGAAGAGUAUCCAGAAAGUUUACGUACGAAUAUUGGAAAUUAUUAUGGGGAUGCAUUUUUUGGUCCUGUAUGUGAUUAUGCAAUAGCACCAGUUGCAAGAUAUGCUGGUGUUUGGGGAAUACCAGUAUUAACAACUGGUGCACAAGCUGAUGCAUUUCGACAUAAAGGUGAAAAUUUUCCAACAUUAACAAGAAUGAUGGGUUCACAUCGUCUUGUUGGUGAAGCUCUACGUCAUAUAUUACAAGGUUUUGGUUGGACAACAGCUGCACUUAUUUAUCACAAUCAUCCAAUGGAAUCAAGUAAAGGAAUGAGUAAUUGUCAUUUUACAUUGAGUGCUGUUUUUUCGGCUCUUAACAAGACAUCAGUACACAAGAGUUUUAAUCAAGAAACAAAUACACCAAAUGACUAUAGAAAUCUACUAACAUUUGUUGCUAAUUCAGCAAGGAUUGUCGUUAUGUGUGCAAAUUCAACAACAAUACGUGAAAUUUUAUUGGCUGCUGAAGAACUUGGAAUGGUUGAUUCUGGUGAAUACGUAUUUUUUUCAAUUGAGCUUUCAUCAAGUGAUAAUAAUUCAAAAGAACCAUGGAGAAUGGAAAAUGAUACUGAUGAAAGAAAUGAAAAAGCAAAAAAAGCAUAUCAAGCAUUGUUAACUGUCACAGCAAGAACACCAGAUAACGAUGAAUAUUUAAAUUUUUCACGUGAAGUUAAAUCAUUAGCACAAAGUAGAUAUAAUUUUACAUUUGGUAAUAGUUCAUUAUCAACAUUUGUUGCUGCAUUUUAUGAUGCUGUUUUUUUAUAUGCAUUAGCAUUGAAAGAAAGUUUACCAGAUAAACCAGGAGAAGUUAAUUUAGAUGGUGGUAAUUUAACAAGAAGAAUGUGGGGUAAAAGUUUUAAAGGAAUUACUGGAGAUGUAAAUAUCGAUGAAAAUGGUGACCGAAUUGCAGACUAUUCUCUUCUUGAUAUGGACAUGGAAACAUCAAAAUUUGAGAUUGUGGCAAAUUAUUAUGGAGCUAACAAAACCCUUGAGUAUGUACCUGGUAAACGAAUUCACUGGUCUGGUGGUAGAUUGGAACCGCCUCCGGACACUCCAAAGUGUGGUUACGAUGGUUCAUUAUGUCCAGACAAUACAUUACCUGGUUAUGCGAUUUUAUCAAUUGUGUUGAGCUCUAUUGUCGUUGGACUUAUUGUCGUUUCCAUCAUCAUGUACAGGCACUACAAGCUGGAAGCUGAAAUUGCCUCGAUGACAUGGAAAGUUCACUGGGAAGAUGUGAUAGUAGUUGCACCAGGAAAACCACGAGGUUCAAUGUAUUCACUAACUGGAAAACAACACCGUGGAAGUCAACUGACAGUCUAUUCAGAUGACAACAUGAGUCUAGCUGGGGGAGUUGAUCGAAUGGUUUACAUUCCAACUGGAUUUUACAAAAAUUCUAAAGUUGCUAUAAAACCAAUUCCAAGGAACAAAGUUGAAAUAUCUCGGCCACUUUUGUUGGAGCUAAAAAGAAUGAAGGAUCUUCAGCAUGAUCAUUUGGUUCGGUUUUCUGGUGCUUGUGUUGAACCACCACACUGCUGUUUGCUAACUGAGUAUUGCCCAAAAGGUUCACUCCAGGAUAUUUUGGAGAAUGAACAAAUUAAAUUAGAUAGAGUAUUUCGAGGAUCUUUGAUACAUGAUAUUGUACGAGGAAUGGCAUAUCUUCAUGCAUCUGAAGUUAAAAGUCAUGGAAAUUUAAAAUCAUCAAAUUGCGUUGUUGAUUCAAGAUUUGUUCUUAAAAUUGCUGAUUUUGGACUUCAUGAACUUCGUAAACCAUGUCCAGGUGAUCCAGAUGACGACAAAAAUAGUCAUGCAUAUUGGAGAAGACAACUUUGGACAUCACCAGAAUUGUUAAGAAUGGAACGAUCACCACCGGAGGGUACUCAGAAAGGAGAUGUAUACAGUUUUGCAAUAAUCGUACACGAGAUAGUUGUACGACAAGGACCAUUUUACUUGGGCGAAGGCAACAAAUACUCGCCAAAGGAAAUAGUGGAAGCUGUCAGAAAAGGUGGAGGAUCACCAUUGAGACCUUUGAUUGAUGAAGCUGCUGUUGAAGAAGAGGUGGCAACAUUAAUGCGACGUUGUUGGGCACAAGAUUCUGCAGAUCGACCUGAUUUUCCAGCACUCAAACAAACUAUUCGUAAAAUCAACAAAGAUUAUGAGAGCAGUAAUAUUCUGGACAACUUGCUAUCACGUAUGGAACAAUAUGCAAAUAAUUUGGAAACACUGGUAGCUGAACGUACUGCUGAUUAUCUCGAGGAAAAACGUAAAUGCGAAGAGUUGCUGUAUCAGCUGUUACCAAAAUCAGUGGCAUCACAAUUGAUUCUUGGCCAAAGUGUCAUUGCUGAGACUUAUGAUCAAGUGACAAUUUACUUCAGUGACAUUGUUGGAUUCACAAGUCUUUCAGCUGAAAGUACACCACUUCAAGUUGUUGAUCUAUUAAAUGAUCUGUACACAUGUUUUGACUCAAUCAUUGAAAACUUUGACGUCUACAAGGUUGAAACGAUAGGUGAUGCUUACAUGGUUGUGUCAGGAUUGCCAAUGAGAAAUGGAAUGAAUCAUGCCAGAGAAAUAGCGAGAAUGAGUCUUGCAUUACGUGAUACUGUCAUGACAUUUCGUAUUCGUCACAGGCCACACGAACAACUCAAUCUUCGCAUUGGCAUGCACUCUGGUCCUUGUGUUGCUGGUGUUGUUGGACUCAAAAUGCCGAGAUAUUGUCUUUUUGGUGACACAGUUAACACAGCAUCACGAAUGGAAAGCAACGGUGAAGCAUUGAAAAUUCAUGUCAGUCCAAAGACCAAAGAAAUUCUCGAUAAAUUUGGUACAUUUGAGCUUUGCUGUCGUGGUGAAGUCACACUGAAGGGAAAAGGAAAGAUGACAACAUAUUGGCUAGUUGGUGAAAAACCAUUGAAUAAUAAUAUACAACAAAGUACAGUGAGUACAACAAUUGAUCCAUCAUCACCACAACAUCAACAAAUACAAAAUCAACAAUGUCAAAGAAUUGUUAAUAUAACUGGUAAUGGUACAUCGUCAAAUCAUUCAUUGACAUUAUCACCAACACAACAACAGUGUAAUAUAAAUAAUUCAAUGAGUACACAUAUUGGUAAUACAAUACAUCAAAGUGAUAAUGUGCCGAAUCAUAAUGAAAGUGGACCAAAUGCACCGUUACUUAUGCCAGCUGGAUCAAUUCCACGAGCUUAGCUCAAUUAAUUUUAUAAAGACAAACAAAAAAAAUAUGUCAAAUUUCAUCGAUAAACGAUCAAUUGAUCAUAAAUUAUUAUUGCCAAUGUCGAACAGAAGAAAAUUUGAAAAUAAAUUAACAAGAUGAAAGAAAGUAUGUAAAAAAAUAUAAAUUAAAUUUUUGAUUCUCUUUUCAUUUUUUUUUUGCUUGAUUGCUUGUCUUUAGUUUAUUUUUUAUAUUAUGUUUUUUUUAUGCGAGUAAUUUCUACAAUUAAUGAGGUGUAAAAUCGACUUGAAAUAAAUUCAAAUCUCAUUUAUACGCAUAAUUGAAUUUUACCUACCUCCUGAUGAGUUUGAAUAUCACUUUAAAUACUAAUUAAUGAUGAUAUUGAAUAAACAAAAAAAAAAAGCAUUGAAUAAAUAACACAAAAGUAGUGAAAUCGAAAUGAAUUGUGAACAUAUUUGUUCAGGCUUGUUUGAAAUAAAACUUGUUUUUUUUUAUUGUUAUCAUUGGAUAUUGAAAUUAUAAUUAAUAAAUUUGGAAAAUAUUAAAAUUACUUAAGCUACUGAUGGACCAUUUUAACUUGCAAAAAAUAAAAUGUAAUUUUAUUUCACGAAUUUACUAUUGAUAAUGUUGACUAUUGAUUUUUAAAUGAUAAAUAAAAAAGUUGAAAAAAAAAAAAUUAGUUUGAUUUGUUGCGUAAUUAUAUAAAUCAUAAAAUAAUUGAUUAAAAAUUUCAAAUUAAAACUACAAAAUAUAACUGACACUUGAAUGAAAAAAAAAAUUAAAAAGCUAAUUUUAAUUAUAUUUGUUAUAAUCAAUUUAAAAAUGCUCAACAAUUUUUAUUUCUAUAAUUUAAAAUUAUGUUUAUUUAGUUUAUUAUUAUUUUAAAAUUUUUUCAUUUGUGAUUAUUAAAAAUGAUGAUAAACUAUAUGUAAAUGUUAGUUUAAUAAAAAAAAAACAAGUAUUGAAAAACAAAGAAUAAAUAAAUAUGUAAUAAAAAAAAUUGUUCAAGUGGCCUCGUUCGAAAUUAAUCGAUCGACAGGUAAUGUUCUUCCUUCUUCUGCGUGCGCACAUUUUUCAAAAUCAUGCACUAAACAUUCAAGUAUAAUAAUAAAAAUAAUACUAAAAAAAAAUCAAUUGUCUUCUGUAAACUAAUUACUGCAGCUUCAUCAAUAUUAUUUCAAACAAAACAUCACAAUAAGCCAUCAAACAAUUGCAAAAAAAAAGAUAAAAAAAAAUUUUAAAACUUGAUAGAUCUUAUCUUAAUCUUUUUAGAUAAAAAAAAAAUAAUAAUAAAAAUUUUACUGACACAGCUACAAAAUCAAUUUUCGUUAAACUUUAUAACUUGAUAAAUAACUUGGUCUCAUUAUACUACCGCAAGUAAUUACUUAGGAAAAAAAAAAAAAAAACAUUUUACUUGAUAAAAAAAUAAAAAAUUAAUUAGUCAAAAAAAUCUACAAAAUAAAAGCAUUCAAUUUAAAUUAAAAUAUUAUGAUUAUAUAUAGUUUGAAGUAUGUAUACACGAGAAUAAUAAUAAUUAAAAAAAAAAAUAUAUUAAUUAUAUGAAUGAUAAUUUUAAAUGUGUAUAUAUGACGAUGAAAGACAGCAAAAAAAAAAAAAAAUAAUAUACAUA
Messenger RNA from Aphidius gifuensis, 5636 nucleotides. Its product is annotated as atrial natriuretic peptide receptor 1-like. Gene Ontology annotation, cellular component: membrane. Gene Ontology annotation, molecular function: guanylate cyclase activity; ATP binding; peptide receptor activity. Lineage: Eukaryota; Metazoa; Arthropoda; Insecta; Hymenoptera; Braconidae. The transcript has 24 exons. The record is from RefSeq and is a predicted model, not a curated record. Gene Ontology annotation, biological process: intracellular signal transduction; receptor guanylyl cyclase signaling pathway; protein phosphorylation. The coding region runs from base 61 to 4020 and encodes 1319 amino acids.